AGUGUGUGGGCGAGUCUGAUGUACGGCCAGCGGUCUCCCGUCUGAGGCCCGUCAUCAGACAGCAACACAGGCAACAGAAGCAGCAGCAGCAGCAGCAGCAGCAGCAGCAGCAGCAGCAGCAGCAGCAGCAGCAGCAGCAGCAGUAUCAGUAACAACAGUAGCAAUAGCGUCACACACCAGCACUCGUCACCAUGACUAAAUAUUUCGACUUUGUGUGGAGGAAGGAGGUUGACGCUCGUCUCCAAGAAGGAGGUGUCAUGGACAGAUGGACUGAAGAUAAAGAGAGCUACGACUACGAGCCUAAAUGUACCUUCAAAGUUGACGAGUAUGGCUUCUUCGUGUACUGGAAGAGCGAGGGCAGGGAGGGGAACGUGGCAGAGUUGUCCCAGGUCUCAGACAUCCGCAGAGGACAGUUACCUAAGGAUGGCAAGCUAGCGGAUAAGCUGCUCAACAAAUUCGGGCAAGAUGUGGAGGAUAAAAUGCUAGCCAUCUGCUCUGGGCUGGACUAUGUUAACAUCAACUACACCAACAUUGUCUGUAAAACAAAAGAAGAGGCAGAUGAAUGGCAACUAAGUCUUCGGAAAAUUACAAAUAACAACAAACUCAACAAUGUGUGUCCACGAACCAACUUGAUGAAGCAUUGGAUGCGUCUGGGAAUGACAGUGGAUUCUGUCGGAAAAAUUCCUGUAAAGCACAUUGUCCGAACUUUUGCCUCGGGCAAAACUGAAAAGAUGGUGUUCUCGUGCCUAGAAGAAAUGGGUUUGCCUUCUGGAAAGGGUGACAGUAUAGAAAAAGAGGCCUUCACUUUUGAAAAGUUCUACAAACUGUACCAUACUAUUUGCCCUAGGACUGAUAUCGAUGAACUCUUUUCAAGCAUCACAAAGGGAGAGCACAUCACUCUGGCUCAGCUAGUUACGUUCAUGAAUGAGAAACAGCGAGAUCCGAGCCUCAAUGAAAUUUUAUAUCCGCUUUACGAUGGAAAAAACGAUUCUCAAAUUUCAGACACACACACAGCAAAUUUCCAAGAAAGUCUCCAAAACAAAAGACUCUCAGCAAGAUGGUUUAUUGGAUACCUCAUGUCUGAUGGAGAAUGCACCUGUAUUUUUGGUAUAUGUUUAGAUUACCAAGAUAUGUGAUCAGCACUCUCACAUUACUACAUAAUUUCCCACAUCACAUACCUCUCUGGAGACAGUUUUGGUGGCAGGUCUACAGCGGAGAGUACAGACAACUCUAUGGCUGGUUGCAGGUGUGUAGAACUUGAUUGCUGGGAUGGUAAAGGUGAAGAUGAAGAACCUAUCAUCACUCACGGGAAGGCCAUGUGCACAGACAUUCUCUUUAAGGAAGCUAUCAUUGCUAUUCGUGACUGUGCUUUUGUUACCUCAGAAUAUCCAGUUAUUCUAUCAUUUGAGAAUCAUUGCUGCAAGAAGCAGCAAUACAAGUUAGCAAAAUACUGUGAUGACUACUUUGGUGAUCUACUCUCAAAGGAGCCCCUGCCUGAUAGUCCACUUCUCCCUGGCAUCCCUCUUCCAUCGCCUAAUCAGCUCAAGCGCAAGAUUCUAAUUAAAAACAAGCGCCUAAAGCCUGAGGUGGAAAAACAGGAGCUAGAAUUAUUCCUGAAGGGUCAGUUAGAUCUUGUGGAUGAUGACGAUGCUAAGGAAGAUGCAUCACAGGCUAACCCACAGCCAAAGGACCCUAAGAGUAACUCGUGCACUACCAUCACCACCCCUGUGUCGCAGCCCUCGCUAGAAGAUGAUAAGCCCCUGACGGCCGAGGAGCGAGCCUUCCUCUACUACCAGUACACGGGCGCCACCACCCACGUCCACCCUGUCCUCUCUUCCUACGUCAACUACUGCCAGCCAGUCAAGUUUCAGGGGUUUGAUGUGGCAGAAGAGAAGAAUGUGCAUCAUAAUAUGUCUUCUUUUUCGGAGACUAUGGGAUUAGGCUACCUCAAAACACAGGCAAUUGAAUUUGUCAACUAUAAUAAACGACAAAUGUCCAGAAUCUAUCCCAAGGGUGCCAGAGUUGACUCUUCUAAUUAUAUGCCUCAGGUGUUCUGGAAUGCAGGUUGCCAAAUGGUGUCUUUAAAUUUUCAAACCCCAGAUCUUCCCAUGCAACUAAAUCAGGGCAAGUUUGAGUACAAUGGAAAUUGUGGGUACCUUCUCAAACCUGAUUUCAUGAGACGUACUGACAAGACUUUUGAUCCCUUUGCUGAGUCUCCAGUGGAUGGUGUAAUUGCAGCACAGGUUGCAGUGUCUGUCAUUGCUGGUCAGUUCUUAUCAGACAAAAAAGUAGGAACAUAUGUUGAAGUUGAUAUGUAUGGCCUGCCCACAGACACUAUCAGAAAAGAGUUUAGGACACGCAUGAUUCCUGGCAAUGGUCUCAAUCCUCAGUAUAAUGAAGAACCUUUUCUCUUCCGUAAGGUUGUAUUGCCUGACUUAGCUGUCCUACGAUUUGGUGUGUUUGAUGAAAAUGGUAAGAUGCUGGGACAGAGGAUCCUGCCUCUGGAUGGGUUACAAGCAGGUUAUCGUCACAUCUCUCUACGCACGGAAGGCAACUUUCCCAUGUCACUGCCUAUGUUGUUCUGUAACAUUGAACUAAAGAUCUAUGUUCCUGAUGGUCUUGGCGACUUGAUGGAUGCCCUUUCGGACCCUCGAGCCUUCUUGAGUGCCCAAGAAAAGCGAGAGGAACAGAUGAAGGCAAUGGGUAUUGAAGCUUCUGAUAUUGACACAAAAGCACUGAAAGGGGCAGGGGGUAAACCAGGUGGAGCAAAGGCUGGAGUGCCAGGAGGUAAACCUGGAGCACCAGGUGUUGGUGCUGGCGCUAAAAAGGAAGAUGAACUUAUUGAAUUUGAACCCAUCAACCUUGAGACACUCCGUUCACAGAAGAACUUCUUGAAAGCAACCAAGAAACAGCAGAAGGAACUUGAAAGCAUGAGAAAAAGACACAUGAAGGAGCGUCUAUCAAUCCAGAAAGGGCAGUGCAGUGCAAUUGAAAAACUGGCAAAAGGCAAAAAGUAAAUAUUUUCUUUCAUGUACACACAUUCACA
Cherax quadricarinatus is the source of this 3046-nucleotide messenger RNA. The record is from RefSeq and is a predicted model, not a curated record. NCBI's taxonomy places the organism in Eukaryota, Metazoa, Arthropoda, Malacostraca, Decapoda, Parastacidae.